This is a messenger RNA of Castor canadensis (American beaver), 3309 nucleotides long. Lineage: Eukaryota; Metazoa; Chordata; Mammalia; Rodentia; Castoridae. The record is from RefSeq and is a predicted model, not a curated record.
AUGAGGACCUUAGAUGGAGGGGUGGGGCCACCAUUGCCUCUUGCACCUUUCAGAAAUCCCAUUGCUUCUUCCCCUAGAGGUGGUCGUGGUGACAGGACCGGCCGCUAUGGAGCCACUGAUCGCUCUCAGGAUGAUGGUGGAGAGAACCGCAGCCGAGACCAUGACUACCGGGACAUGGACUACCGCUCAUACCCGCGUGAAUAUGGCAGCCAGGAGAGCAAGCAUGACUAUGACGACUCCUCUGAAGAGCAGAGUGCAGAGGAUUCCUACGAGGCCUCCCCGGGCUCCGAGACUCAGCGUAGGCGGCGGCGGCGGCACAGGCACAGCCCCACCGGCCCACCAGGCUUCCCCCGAGACGGCGACUAUCGGGACCAGGACUAUCGGACCGAGCAAGGGGAGGAGGAGGAGGAGGAGGAGGAUGAGGAGGAGGAGGAGAAGGCCAGUAACAUCGUCAUGCUGAGGAUGCUGCCACAGGCAGCCACUGAGGAUGACAUCCGUGGCCAGCUGCAGUCCCAUGGCGUCCAAGCUCGGGAGGUCCGGCUGAUGCGGAACAAAUCCUCAGGUCAGAGCCGGGGCUUCGCCUUCGUCGAGUUUAGUCACUUGCAGGACGCUACACGAUGGAUGGAAGCCAAUCAGCACUCCCUCAACAUCCUGGGCCAGAAGGUGUCCAUGCACUACAGUGACCCCAAACCCAAGAUCAAUGAGGACUGGCUGUGUAAUAAGUGUGGUGUCCAGAACUUCAAACGCCGAGAGAAGUGCUUCAAAUGUGGUGUGCCCAAGUCAGAGGCAGAACAGAAGCUGCCCCUUGGCACCAGGCUUGAUCAGCAGGCACUACCACUGGGUGGGCGGGAGCUAAGCCAGGGCCUGCUCCCACUGCCACAGCCCUACCAGGCCCAGGGAGUGCUGGCCUCCCAAGCUCUGUCACAAGGCUCAGAGCCAAGCUCGGAGAACGCCAACGACACCAUCAUUUUGCGCAACCUGAACCCACACAGCACCAUGGACUCCAUCCUGGGGGCCCUAGCACCCUAUGCGGUGCUGUCCUCUUCCAACGUGCGUGUCAUCAAGGACAAGCAGACCCAACUGAACCGAGGCUUUGCCUUCAUCCAGCUCUCCACCAUCGUGGAAGCAGCCCAGCUGCUACAGAUCCUGCAGGCCCUGCACCCGCCACUCACCAUUGACGGCAAGACCAUCAAUGUCGAGUUUGCCAAGGGUUCUAAGAGGGACAUGGCUUCCAAUGAAGGCAGUCGCAUCAACGCUGCCUCUGUGGCUAGCACUGCCAUUGCAGCGGCCCAGUGGGCCAUCUCACAGGCCUCCCAGGGUGGGGAGGGUGCCUGGUCCACCCCCGAGGAGCCACCGGUCGACUACAGCUACUACCAACAGGAUGAAGGCUAUGGUGGCAGCCAGGGCACAGACUCCUCCCUCUAUGCCCAUGGCUACCUCAAGGGCACCAAAGGCCCCGGCAUGACUGGAACCAAAGGGGACCCAACCGGAGCAGGUCCUGAGACCUCACUUGAGGCUGGGGCAGAUUCUGUGUCACUGCAGGCUUUCUCCCGUGCCCAGCCUGGUGCUGCCCCUGGUCUCUACCAACAAUCAGCUGAGGUGAGCAGCAGCCAGGGCACUGCUGCCAACAGCCAGUCAUAUACCAUCAUAUCACCUGCCGUGCUAAAAUCUGAGCUCCAGAGUCCAACCCAUCCCAGCUCUACCCUACCACCGGCCACCAGCCCCUCUGCCCAGGAGUCCUACAGCAGUACCGUGAGUAGCCAUGUAUAUGAGACAUCUGGCUACUACUAUGAUCCCCAGACUGGCCUCUACUAUGACCCCCACCCUCAGUAUUACUACAACGCGCAGAGCCAGCAAUACCUGUACUGGGAUGGGGAGCGGAGGACCUACAUUCCUGCCCUGGAGCAGUCAGCCGAUGGGCAUAAGGAGUCGGGGGCACCAUCAAAGGAGGGCAAGGAGAAGAAAGAGAAGCACAAGACCAAGACAGCCCAACAGAUUGCCAAGGAUAUGGAGAGGUGGGCCCGCAGUCUCAACAAGCAAAAAGAGAACUUCAAAAACAGCUUCCAGCCUAUCAGCUCUCUGCGAGAUGAUGAAAGGCGGGAGUCAGCCAGAGAUGCUGGCUAUGCAUCCUUGAGAAGAAGGUGUGGAGCGCUAGCUGAGAGACAGCAUACCAGCAUGGAUCUCCCGAAGUUGGCCAGUGACGACCGCCCAAGCCCACCUCGAGGGCUGGUGGCAGCCUACAGCGGGGAGAGCGACAGUGAGGAGGAGCAGGAGCGUGGAGGUCCUGAGCGGGAGGAAAAGCUCACAGACUGGCAGAAGCUGGCUUGUCUGCUCUGCCGGCGCCAGUUCCCCAGCAAGGAGGCACUCAUCCGGCACCAGCAGCUCUCAGGGCUCCACAAGCAAAACCUUGAGAUUCACCGGCGAGCCCACUUGUCAGAAAAUGAGCUGGAAGCACUAGAGAAGAAUGACAUGGAGCAAAUGAAGUACCGGGACCGAGCAGCAGAACGCAGGGAGAAGUAUGGCAUUCCUGAGCCUCCGGAGCCGAAGAGGAGGAAGUACGGCGGCAUAUCUACAGCCACUGUGGACUUUGAGCAGCCCACUAGGGAUGGGCUGGGCAGUGACAACAUUGGCAGUCGCAUGCUCCAGGCCAUGGGCUGGAAAGAGGGCAGCGGCCUGGGCCGCAAGAAGCAGGGCAUUGUAACACCCAUUGAGGCCCAAACACGAGUGCGGGGCUCUGGCCUGGGUGCCCGGGGCAGCUCCUAUGGGGUCACCUCAACGGAGUCCUACAAGGAAACACUGCACAAGACAAUGGUGACCCGCUUCAACGAGGCCCAGUGAGCAGCUGCAAGAGCGACUUCUUCAGAUGCUGGAUGGUCUGAGGGAGGCCGUUCUCCUACCUACCAGCCUGCUCCCUAGCCAGAGAAGCCCUGACCAAAUCAAAUUUUGAGUGGUGACUUUUGAUGAGAAAUUAAGUUGGGCUGGAAUCGUUCUUUUUGUAAUAAAAGCUGAAAAGCCUGUGUCUUACAUCUUCUUGCUCAUGCCCUAGUAUGGUUUAUGACGCACAGACACGGGAUGCAAGCAUAUCUACAAAGGUCAAGCUGGGUGGCACUGGUGGCAUUCAGUGUCUAUCACGUGGCUACCAGAACUUGGGAUUCUGGCCUAUACCGCAACCCACAAGAUCCUGAUGGUGGGCCCUCUCCCUUGUCAGAGUCUAGCAGGUCCUGCUAUAUCAGAACUCCAGUACCACCAGGCUUCGAGUCCCUGGUUCAGAGCCAGGACUAGGAACCCCCUACCCCUAUUCUCACUAUU